This is a messenger RNA of Drechmeria coniospora, 1665 nucleotides long. Its product is annotated as vacuolar sorting-associated protein. The transcript has a single exon. Lineage: Eukaryota; Fungi; Ascomycota; Sordariomycetes; Hypocreales; Ophiocordycipitaceae. The coding region runs from base 1 to 1665 and encodes 554 amino acids. The record is from RefSeq and is a predicted model, not a curated record.
AUGCUCUGGCUGCGUCGAGGCACCAUCUUGGUGACGCUCUUCCUCCUCGUCUCCUUCAUCGCCUGGUUCGCACCGCGCGCGCUAAACCCGUCGCCGCCGAGCCCGGAGAAGCGAGCACGCGACAGCCUCUGGGUCAACAGCAGUCCCUACUUUUGGGACCGCCAAAUAUGUCGCUGGAUAAGCAUCUGCGGUUUGCUUCAUCUCAGGAAGGACCCGGCCGCCCUCCCGGCCCCCCUGAGCUCGAAAUCGGAUGUCGAGGACGACGAUGUGAGGAUGGAGCUUCGUCGCAGGUCCGACCUCGAACCUCCCUUAUCCUGGGAGGAUAUCGGGGACAGAUCCAAAGCUGGCGGCACCGGUGCAUCGCCCAAGCGACGGCGUCGUGUCGACGACAGGCGUGAUGCCCGUGAGAGACGCAAGCAGUUCAAGCCCGUCCCCGACUUCGUCCUUCGCUACGCGCCCCUCGUCCACUUGUACUCGGGCGAGCAGUUUUGGCCCUCCGACAUCCGCGAGCACGUUCAGCACAUGAACGUAAGCGUCGAGGGCGAGUUCCUCAACACCACCGACCGCUGGACUCUGGACAAUCUACAGAAGCUGAACGAGAACGACGGUGUCAUCGUGCUUCACAGUGCCGACGACGUCGAAACCCGACCCCAAUGGUUGCACAGCCAUUUCAACAGACCCAACCCCUUCCCGGACGACGGUGAGGAAAAGCCCACGGGAGACGAGGAGAAACCCGACAUGCGCAAGGAAACGACCAGCUGGUUUGAUGUUGGCAGAGACGAUCCCCUGCAUCGAAUCACUGCCCCUCGCUUCGGCAUGCACCAGCAGCGGCCCCGGUCCGAGAUGCCCCGCCUGUCCUCGCGCGGCCACAAGCCGGAUGCCAGCGGCUACUCCCGAGCCCCUGCUGUCCUUAUCCUCGUCGACAAGGGUUCCGGUAUCCUCGACGCCUUCUGGUUCUUCUUCUACUCCUACAAUCUUGGCCAGACGGUGCUGGGCAUUCGCUUUGGCAACCAUAUCGGCGACUGGGAACAUUCAAUGAUUCGCUUCGAGAACGGCGAGCCUCGCGGCAUCUUCUUCUCCGAACACGAGGGCGGACAAGCUUACGCUUGGGAUGCCGUCGGGAAGCGUGGCGAACGCCCCGUCAUAUACUCUGCUGUCGGCUCUCAUGCCAUGUACCCGCUGCCAGGCGAUCAUCCCUACGUGCUGCCGUUCCGCAUGUUGAAGGAUGUCACGGACAAGGGCCCCCUGUGGGACCCGGCCCUGAACAACUAUGCCUAUCACUACGACUACACCCGGGAGGACCCUCAAGACACGUGGGACCCCCUCGAUGGCGAGAUUAGCCAGAUACCGGAGCCCGAAGAUGAGUUGGCCGACAUACACUUCGCCGAGAACGUUGUCGAGAGGCACAACACCCGCGACACCCACAGCCUCGUCCCGGCUGCGUCUAACCCCAACGCGCCCACCUCGUGGUUUCACUUCAAGGGCCGCUGGGGUGACCAAGUCUACAGUCUCGCCGACAUCCGUCAAUGGCGCCUUUUCGGCCAAUACCACUAUGUCACUGGCCCCGCGGGGCCCAAGUUCAAAAGGCUCGACCGUGCGAAGAUGUGCCAGAGCUUAAAAUGCCGCAUUCUCUACAAGGUAGACCCCAAGAGAACGUGGUACUGA